CCUACUGCUUUCCACGCACCAGUGAAGGGGAACCGGGAAAAUAAUGAUGCAAGAGGGAGGAGUAAGAAGCAGGAGUACGUGCUGGCCGGCAGUCAGCUCUUAUUGUUAUCCUUCUACUUACCCAUAUAUUCUUCUCUUCAUCCUUCAUAAUUUCCCUUCCAUCUUUUUCCUCAUCCUCCUCACCUGUCCUCCUUCCAUCAACUCCCAUGAUGGGUGCUCCAACCCCCCCCUUCUCCCUUCCCUCUACCCCCGUCAGCUGAUCAGCAGACCACGUGUGUUUGUUUACAUCGCGCCGCCGCAUUGAAGGAAACUCCUGUCAAAAGUAAAUACUCAGAGAAAUCAAGAAGGGAAUCAGAAGAGAGGUGAUCCAAGAGCAGUACAGCCCUGAAAAUACCAGUUCCAUCAUUAUUACAAAAGUGAUGAGCGAGGGACAACAGCAGCCCUUGGACCUGUCUGAGGACGCUGCCACCCUGCAGCACAAUGGUGACCUGUCCCAGUGUGUCACCAAGCUUAGGGCGCUGCAGAGACACCUCAUGGACAUUGACAGAUGGCAGCUCAGUGGAUCAGUGUUGUGGAAUGUGUGUGGCGUGAUCCGAGUGGAGGAGGGGAAGUGGAGGGAUGAAGGGGUAGGGCAGCCGCCACUCAGCAGCCUGGAGGUGGUGUCCGCCGCCCUCUGCUGUGUCAGGAAUGCAAUGCCAAACUGUGCCAGGAACCAGCAGCUUGUGGCAGAGACAGAAGACCUCCUGAACCCCAUCAUAUCCUGCAUUCAGUGGACCUUCAAGACACCAGACCCUGCACAGCCAGCAGAGGACCCUCCUGAAGAUUCUGUGAGGGAGGCAGAGAGUGGAGAUGUGGAGGAGGACGAGAGAAGAAAAGCUUACUCCACGCUUGCCAUCUCCUGUGUCACUUGUCUUGGGAAUCUUGUAGCGGCUAACCCAAAAACGAGGAGGAUUGUUUGGCCGCAUUUCAAGUCAUUGUUGGAGGAUGUGCUUGUGUUCUGGGACAAGGAGGUGGCUCAGGCUUCCACAAUGAUCCUACACAACUGUCUUCUGGAGGCCGAGGUAAAGGAGGACCUGUGCAAAUGCCCAGCAGGGAAGGAGGUACUGACACAGCUCCUGACACUGUAUGAAGCAGAGACCAAGUACUCCUGCUUUGUGUUAUUAGCCCUGGAAGUGUUACUGGCAGCUGAGGGUUUUCUGCAGGACGCAUGGGGGGGUCUUCCUGAGGGCCAGCAGUGCCUAUGCCUGGAGGUGGUGGAGGCAGGGCUCACUCACACCUCCAAGCCUCUCUCCAGCCCUCAGGGAACACCUAUUCUCAAGUUCCUGGUGGGGUUCUUCAAGACCCAGGCAGACCGCAUACUGAGGACUCACGCUGACUGGCCUGGCCCUGACUCGGCACAGGUGUUAGCAAAACUGGUCAACUUCACCUGUGCCGUGGCUGCCUCAGACACGUGGCGGCACACCCUGCAGCAGGACAGGAGCCUCCUUGUGACGAGCGUGGCAUUACUACAGUGCAUGCAUGAGAUCGGCAAGAUGGGCAGCAAUGCGUUCACCCCCCUGGACCGCUUCACUGACCUGGAUGACGAGGCGCAGAUGAGUCAGGCCGAGCAGCAUCCAGCGUUUGGGUUCAAGUGUGACCUGAUCCGCCUCAUUGCUAGCCUGGUCCACCUCAAUUCCCCCAAUCAAGACCUGGUGAGAGAGAUGGACGGCCUUCUACUAAUACUGGAAAGCUCAAAAUUCGAUGCAAGGAACCCAUUGAUCAAGGAAGCCUCGAUCUUUGCCCUGAGGAACCUGCUGGAGGGGAACCUUGAGAACCAGCGGUGUAUUGGGGAGCUGAGGAUGGAGGGGGUGGCGGAGAACCCUGGCCUGGCUGAACUGGGGAUGCAGGCUGUGCAGGAGGGGGGGGAAGGUGAGGAUUGUACAGCAGCCUCAUUCACCCAGAGAUUCACCCCCUCCUGAGCUAUGAAGAAUGUGGAGUUCUGAGGCUGUGGAAUGUAGUGGAUGUGUGGAAAGCUUGAGUGUUAGGUAAUACACAUGGGGACCACUGGGAAGACUAGAGCUAGAAUGUGUGGAAGACUUGAGGACUGUCAGGAAAGGUUAGGUUAUGCUAGAGGACCACUGGGAAGACUGAAGACCUGAAGAUGGAAGAUGUUAGAAGAAUAAACACCUAGGAAGCUUGUUGGGGUGGAUCUGUAAGGAAACUAAUGACUUGGAGACAGUAUAAGGAAGAUAUGAAGUGGAGGAACAUAAAGGAAGUUUAAAUUAUGAUAGGAGACCCAUGGGAAGACCAAAGAAGACCUGGAGGCUGUGUGGAUGACAUUAGAGGCAGAAACACUAUCAAUAUACUAUAAGAGGAUCAAUAAAUAAGUGGAUCCUGUUUACAUCCUUUCAAGUCUUUAUAAUCUCUGGAUAGAACACUUUAUAGACGGAGAGAAAGGUCACUGGCAAGAGUAUAAACAAUAGAAGUAAACAUAAUAUUCACCAGUGCCAUCCUAUAUUUAACCUUACAUCCUUAUCACAAAAAAAAAAGGAAAUAUAACCAGGAAGAACAUAUAAUAAGCAAACAUUCACAUCCUUGCCAAUUAUACAUGAAAAAAGGAAGAGUAACAAGAAAAAAACAUACAAUAAAGAGCAAACAAACAUAUCCUUGUCACUUUAUACAUAAAAAAAAGGAAAAGUAACCAGGAAGAAACAAUAAUAAGCAAAACUACAAAUUCUUGCCACCUUAUAUAUGGAAAAAGAGGAGAGCAGCGAAAAAUAAUAAGUUAAUCCACAAACAUCAGCGCCUCAUACUCAUAACCUUCAGAGACCUGCGCUGCGCCUCCACCUCCCUCCGGCGGAACCACUCGGCAUUGCAGUCAUCCACCAACACCACAGAGGAGGCCACCACCUGCCAGCGGUCACUGAACACACCAACACGCCCCAUGAUGUUCACCAAAUCCCCAUGCUUGAUUCUGCGUUUUUGUCUCCUUGUCACGCGCUUCACAAAGGUAGAGAAGUCCUCCUCCAUGUCGUCAUCCAUUAUCAUGGCCUCCUCCUCCUCCUCCUUAUACGUCUCCUUGUGGAAUAGAAUGCAGUAGAUGGUAGCAGUGUUGUCAUCCACUUUCAUUGAGGUGUGUUUGGAUUUGCGCACAAUGCUGGUGAUGGUGCCCAGGAUGUCAACGUACCGCACUUGCUUCCUGCCGAGGUAGAAAGUGCCGUUCUCCUCCUGCAGCUCACCAAUGUACAGUUUACAGUGAGGUGCCACUACGAAACGGCGGACACAUGCUGCCAUGGUGCCGACGGCUGGGCAGGCCU
This is a messenger RNA of Scylla paramamosain (green mud crab), 3296 nucleotides long. Its product is annotated as ataxin-10-like. Lineage: Eukaryota; Metazoa; Arthropoda; Malacostraca; Decapoda; Portunidae. The record is from RefSeq and is a predicted model, not a curated record. Gene Ontology annotation, cellular component: cytosol. The coding region runs from base 420 to 1958 and encodes 512 amino acids. Gene Ontology annotation, biological process: neuron projection development. The transcript has 11 exons.